GUCGCGGUUGCUGCCCCGGAGUGCGCGGUGGGAGGCGCAGAAGGGCAAACCGAGCGUUCCGGGCUAUGUGCCGGUAGUGAGCAAGGAGGCACUGGAUCGCAUCGCCAGGGUUCGGGCGGAGCUGAGCAGCAAGAUGGUGGUUGCCUCCUCGGCUGAGGACCUCUCCGAUGUGGUCAACUUGCAGCUCGUGGGCAAGGGAACCUUUGGCCGGGUGUACAAGGGCGAGUGGAAGGGUGUGACGGUGGCGCUCAAGGUCAUCUCAGUCCCCGUCAGCCAGUACGGCCAGGCGCAGUGGCAGCACGUGCUGGGGGAGGCGGCCAUCUCCACACUGCUCAACCACCCAUGCGUGCUGCAGACCUACUCUGUGGCCCUGCUGGAGUACUCGCCCGCUCAGAAACCCCCCAGCACCGGCUCGCACUCGGAGGGGAACAAUGCAUCUGCGAAUGAACAUGUGGCGCCCGCAGAAGCAGGUGGUGGUCCUGGGCUCGGGAAUUUUGCGGAUGGUGGGCUUGGAGCUGGGGCUGGGGUUGGAGGAGGAGGAGGAGCCGGUCAGGCGCCCGGGGAUAUGUCCCCCUUCUACCAGCUUAAGAUGGUGUCGGAGUUCUGUGAGGGAGGCUCGGUGGUGAAUGCGCUGAGGGGCAUGCGGUUCUACGAAGCAGUGGGCAACGGUGUGGUGCGGCUGCAGGCGGUGCUGGACAUCGCCUCCCAGGUCGCCUCCGGGAUGGCCUACCUGCACUCCGCAAACAUCAUACAUGCAGACCUCAAGGCAGCCAACGUGCUGCUGAAGCGGCAGCCCGGCAGCGGCCGCCUGCAGGCCAAGGUGGCGGACUUUGGACUGUCCUUCCGACUGGAGGAUCCGGAGGCCACACAUGCAACCAAGGGACAGCUGGGCUCCAUAACUCACAUGGCGCCAGAGGUGCUGCUGCAUGGCCGAGUGUCCAAGUCCAGCGACGUGUACAGCUUUGGCAUCUUCCUCUACGAGCUCUACACGGGACAGCAGGCCUACUGGGACGUGCCGCAACCCAUGCUGGCCUACCAUGUGGCCUCCGCGGGCGGGCGGCCCCUGCUGCCGCACCUCUGCCCGCCCGCAUACCGGGGGCUGGCGAAGGCGUGCUGGGCCUCGGAGGUGGCGGCAAGACCUACCUUUGAUGCCAUCCUAAAGGCGCUUCAGGCGCUCUCCAGCGACGUUCACAAUACGCUCCGAACCCCGCCUGACAGCCCCCUAGCUGGCACCGAGGGGGAAACAACAGCCACAACAGCAACCGACAACCACCAUCUGCGCGCCUCC
Messenger RNA from Astrephomene gubernaculifera, 1288 nucleotides. The record is from the annotation of a GenBank genome assembly. Lineage: Eukaryota; Viridiplantae; Chlorophyta; Chlorophyceae; Chlamydomonadales; Astrephomenaceae.